AAUCCCAGUCGGGUUCUGGGCGGGACUGCCACGGCGUUGCGGGCCGGGUGCGGCUCGGCGGUAGAGGACUCUCACUUCGUGCUCCAUCCCGGGCUGGGCCCCGGGGCGGUGAGUGAUCCGGGGAAGGAGACUGCGGCUGCAGCCCGGGCUCUGCUGAGGGGCGUGGAUGGGGCUCGCCCGCCGCCCCGACGUUGUCUCUGCCGGGUCCCCGCGCUCGCCUUUCCGAGCCCGCGGGUCUUGCUGAGGAGUGGGGAGAGGAACUGAUGAUGUGGCUGGGGACUUCAGGGACGAGUGGGUUACCUGGACACUGCUUAGAGAGUCCUCUUCAGGGAUACCACCCAGCACAGUUAGAAGAAUGGGCUCUCAAAGGGAUUUCUAGACCAAGUGCAAUCUCCCAGCUAGAGCAGAAGGAAGAGCCAUGGGUCCUACCACUCCAAAAUUUUGAGGCGAGGAAGAUCCUGAGGGAAAGUCACACAGACUUUAAGAAUCAGGUGGUAAAACUCAAUCAGGACAUUUCUGAAACAGCAGAACAAUGUGGAACAUCCUCAGAAAGGGCCAAUAGAGAUAUUUCUCAUACUCCUCGUUGGGGAGGAAACUGGGAGAGGGGUCUUGAAUUAGAAGGGCAGCAUGGAACCCUUCUAGCAGAGGGCCAGCAGGAGCCCUUUUCACAGGAGAAGGAAUUAAACAAGCUCCUGGAAGGAUAUAUAGGAAAGAAGCUGGUGUGUGCAGAAUGUGGAAAAAGCUUUAACCAGAGUUCCUAUCUCAUAAGACACCUAAGAACCCAUACCGGUGAGAGGCCUUAUAAAUGCAUGGAGUGUGGGAAAGGCUUCAAACAGAGUUCAGACCUUGUCACCCACCGCAGAACACACACAGGGGAGAAACCCUACCAAUGCCAUGGAUGUGAGAAAAAAUUCAGCGACAGCUCAACCCUCAUCAAACAUCAGAGAACCCACACAGGUGAGAGACCCCAUGAGUGCCCAGAGUGUGGGAAGACUUUCGGACGGAAGCCACACCUCAUAAUGCACCAAAGAACCCACACAGGAGAGAAGCCCUACACGUGCCUCGAGUGUCAUAAAAGCUUUAGUCGCAGCUCCAAUUUCAUCACCCACCAGAGGACCCACACGGGAGUGAAGCCUUACAGGUGUAAUGACUGUGGGGAGAGUUUCAGCCAGAGCUCGGAUUUGAUUAAGCACCAGCGAACCCACACAGGAGAACGGCCCUUUAAGUGCCCGGAGUGCGGGAAGGGCUUUAGAGAUAGUUCCCAUUUUGUGGCUCACAUGAGCACUCACUCAGGAGAAAGGCCAUUCAGUUGUCCUUACUGCCACAAAAGUUUCAGUCAGAGCUCGCAUCUGGUCACGCACCAGAGGACACACACAGGUGAGAGGCCUUUUCAGUGUGACAGCUGUGGGAAAGGAUUUGCCGACAGCUCUGCCCUCAUCAAGCACCAACGGAUCCACACAGGAGAAAGACCCUAUAAAUGUGGCGAGUGUGGGAAGAGCUUCAAUCAGAGCUCCCACUUCAUUACCCAUCAACGAAUCCACUUAGGAGACAGACCCUAUCGCUGUCCUGAGUGUGGCAAAACCUUCAAUCAGCGUUCCCAUUUUCUCACACACCAGAGAACACAUACGGGAGAAAAACCGUUUCACUGUAGUAAAUGUGACAAGAGCUUCCGACAGAAGGCACACCUUUUAUGCCAUCAGAACACCCAUUUGAUCUAGGAAAUAGUCUUUAAUGGUUCUUCUCCUCCCUUCCAAAUUUCCAUUGCUAUUGUCUUUAAGCGCUCCAAAUAGAGAAAACCUGAAACUGGGUGUCAGCGGCUCAAGUCGGGCCCUGAUCUGUUCUCUUUUUCCGUGCUUUAAUGGCGAGGAUAAACCUACAGGGUCCAAAUAAUGUUCUAAACACAAAAGGCAUUCCUUCAGUGUUUUUGACUGACUCUUAGACAGAAAACUGUGAGUUUAAUGCUUGAUGCCUGGUUACUAAAAGAGAAGUGAGAUAAAUGUAGUCACAUUCUCAUCAUUAAUGAUUCAUAU
Molecule: messenger RNA, 2030 nt
Organism: Eubalaena glacialis (North Atlantic right whale)
Lineage: Eukaryota; Metazoa; Chordata; Mammalia; Artiodactyla; Balaenidae
Gene: ZNF774
Product: zinc finger protein 774
Exons: 4
Coding region: 264-1718 (484 amino acids)
Source: RefSeq, a predicted model, not a curated record